This is a messenger RNA of Lodderomyces margitis, 4326 nucleotides long. Its product is annotated as DNA-directed RNA polymerase III core subunit. The transcript has a single exon. Bases 1 to 4326 code for a protein of 1441 amino acids. The record is from RefSeq and is a predicted model, not a curated record. NCBI's taxonomy places the organism in Eukaryota, Fungi, Ascomycota, Pichiomycetes, Serinales, Debaryomycetaceae. Gene Ontology annotation, biological process: DNA-templated transcription. Gene Ontology annotation, molecular function: DNA-directed RNA polymerase activity; DNA binding.
AUGGGUAAGGAAGUAGUAUUGGAUAUUGCCCCCAAGUGCAUCGAUGGUUUGGAUUUUUCUGCCCUUUCAGCAAAGGACAUUGUUGCACAAUCAGAGGUUGAGAUUCAAACGAGAGAUUUGUAUGAUUUGGAAAAAGGAAGGGUACCGAAGGAAGGGGGAGCCUUGGAUACGAGAAUGGGUAUCUCCUCAAACUCGUCAGAGUGCGCUACAUGUCAUGGAAAUCUUGCAUCGUGUAAUGGUCACUUUGGUCACAUCAGACUUGCAUUACCAGUGUUUCAUGUGGGGUAUUUCAAAGCGGUUAUAUCGGUGUUGCAAUGUGUUUGCAAAAAUUGUGGAGCCAUAUUGCUAGACCCCCCGGCCAAGCGCCAGUUUUUAUCGGAAUUGAGGCGACCCAACAUUGACAAUCUAAAAAGGAUGAAAAUUUUGAAAAAAAUCAAUGACCAGUGUAAGAAGCAACGACGCUGUUUGAAAUGUAACCAUGUAAAUGGUGUUAUUAAGAAAGCAGCAAGCGGAGCAGGUCCGGCAUCGUUAAAGAUUGUGCACGAUACAUUCAGAUGGAUCGGAAAGAAAGAGACCCCUGAAAAGGCUGUUUGGGAUGAGGACUUAGAUUUGGUGUUUAAACGGAAUCCUGAUUUAGAAAAGUUUGCCAAACGGAUUCAAGAGGAUUUUAAUCCGUUAAAGACCUUGAACUUGUUUAAACAAAUUAUCCCUGAAGAUUGUGAAUUACUUGGAAUGGAUUCUUCCAAAGGGGGAAGGCCGGAGGUGUAUAUAUGGCGCUAUCUACCGGCCCCACCGGUAUGUAUUAGGCCUUCGGUUAUGAUGGAUGCGCAGUCGAAUGAAGAUGAUCUCACGGUUAAGCUCACAGAAAUUGUUUGGACAUCAUCGAUGAUUAAAGCAGGAAUUGCCAAAGGUAUCUCCAUUAAUAACUUGAUGGAGCAAUGGGACUACUUGCAACUUUCCGUGGCAAUGUAUAUUAACUCCGACGCGGCAAACCCAGCCUUGAUGUCAGGUGGUGGUGGCGGUGGAUCAAAGUCGGCAAAACCAAUCCGUGGAUUUUGUCAGAGACUAAAGGGUAAGCAAGGUCGUUUCAGAGGAAAUUUGUCGGGGAAAAGGGUUGAUUUCUCAGGUAGAACUGUGAUUUCGCCCGACCCCAAUUUGAAAAUAGACGAGGUUGCGGUGCCCGAUAGGGUAGCUAAGGUUUUAACGUAUCCUGAAAAAUGCACCAGAUACAACAAGAAAAAAUUACAGGGUUUGGUUAUCAACGGGCCCGAUGUACACCCAGGAGCAAAUUACGUAAUGAAGCAGAAUGAAGCAGGAAAGAGAAAUUUAAGAUUUGGCGAUCGUGUAAAGUUGGCAAAGUCUUUGCAAAUUGGAGAUGUUGUUGAACGUCAUAUCGAAGAUGGCGAUGUUGUCUUGUUUAACCGUCAACCUUCAUUGCAUAGAUUAUCAAUCUUGGCCCAUUAUGCCAAAGUCCGUCCAUGGAGAACUUUUAGAUUGAAUGAGUGUGUUUGUACGCCAUAUAAUGCCGAUUUUGAUGGUGAUGAAAUGAACUUACAUGUUCCUCAAACGGAAGAAGCAAGAGCCGAAGCAAUCAACUUGAUGGGAGUUAAAAAUAACUUGUUAACGCCAAAGUCGGGUGAGCCUAUCAUUGCCGCUACUCAAGAUUUCAUCACCGGCUCUUAUUUAAUCUCUCACAAGGAUUCCUUCUUUGACCGUGCGUCUUUGGUCCAGUUGUUGAGUAUGAUGUCGGACGCGGACAUACAGUUUGAUAUACCCCCGCCAACAAUAGUGAAGCCAGUAAUGCUCUGGACAGGUAAGCAAGUGUUUUCGUUGUUAAUCAAGCCAAAUAGACACAGUAAAGUUGUCAUCAACUUGAAUGCCAAAAACAAGACAUUCCACCCACCUGAAAAGGGUCUACCAAGUGAGAUGUCCCCGAAUGAUGGUUUUGUCAUUAUUAGGGGCUCGCAAAUUCUUAGUGGGUUGAUGGAUAAAUCGACUUUGGGUGACGGGAAAAAACACUCUGUGUUUUACACGAUACUUCGUGACUAUGGUCCUCAAGAGGCAGCAGCAGCAAUGAAUCGAAUGGCCAAAUUAUGUGCUAGAUUUUUGGGUAACCGCGGUUUCUCCAUUGGUAUUAACGAUGUGACGCCUGCUCAUGAAUUGAAACAAAAGAAAGAAUUGAUGGUAGAACAGGCAUAUUUAAAAUGUGACCAGUUGAUUGAUUUGUAUAAUAGGGGGAAAUUGGAAACCCAGCCUGGUUGUAACGAAGAACAAACUUUGGAGGCUAAAAUUGGUGGUUUGUUGUCUAAGGUCAGAGAAGAGGUGGGUGAUGUUUGUAUCCGUGAGUUGGAUUCGUUGAAUGCCCCUUUGAUUAUGGCCACAUGUGGUUCAAAAGGUUCCACUUUGAAUGUUUCACAAAUGGUGGCUGUCGUUGGACAACAGAUUAUCUCUGGUCAUCGUGUUCCUGAUGGUUUUCAAGACAGAUCUCUACCCCAUUUCACCAAAAACUCUAAAACACCACAGUCUAAAGGUUUCGUUAGGAAUUCCUUCUUUAGUGGUUUAUCACCCCCAGAGUUCUUGUUCCAUGCUAUUUCAGGAAGAGAAGGUUUGGUCGAUACUGCAGUGAAGACAGCUGAAACGGGUUAUAUGUCUCGUAGAUUGAUGAAGUCACUUGAAGAUCUUUCUUCACAGUACGACAACACGGUGCGUAAUUCGUCAAACGGUAUUGUUCAGUUUACAUAUGGUGGCGAUGGUUUGGACCCUUAUGAUAUGGAAGGAGACGCCAAACCAGUAAACUUUGUUAGGCAGUGGGAUCAUGCGUACAAUGUGACGUAUAAUGUCCAUGAUAAAGCUUUGUUACCAUACGAGAUAAACGAGCUAGUUGACAAGACCUUAAGCCCGCUCAUCGAUAAGCUUGCUGUUGCUGGAAAUGAAGAUGAGCUUAUUGAUCAAAGGGAUGCCGAGAGAGGAUUUUAUGAAUCAGUUGCAGAAUUCUUACGAAACAAGGCAGAAACUCUUGCACGGUUAAGAGAAACCAGAGGCUUGCAGCCAUUUUACACCAGAAUUGAGCAAGAUGAUAUCCAAAUGGAUGAAGAUGAAACCACAGUCAAUGCUAUAAACCAGUUGAUGAAAAUAUCACACAAGGCAGUAAAGGAGUUUAUGAAACAGUGUUUAUAUAAGUACUUGAGAGCAAAGGUGGAGCCUGGGACAGCCGUUGGUGCUAUCGGGGCACAGUCGAUUGGUGAACCGGGUACACAGAUGACUUUGAAGACUUUCCAUUUUGCCGGUGUGGCAUCGAUGAAUGUGACUUUGGGUGUUCCCCGUAUCAAGGAAAUUAUCAAUGCCUCCAAGACUAUUUCAACGCCUAUUAUCAAUGCUGUUUUGGUCAACGAUGACGAUGAAAUUGCGGCUCGUGUUGCCAAGGGAAGAAUUGAAAAGACAUUAUUGAAAGAUGUGGCCUUCUACAUUGAAGAUGUUUAUAAAGACAACAUGGCGUACUUGUCAAUUAAGUUGGACUUGGAGACUAUAGAUAAGUUGCAAUUGGAGUUGACCAUUGACAACAUUGCUCAAGCUAUUUGCAAAGCGCCGAAGUUGAAGAUUGCACCGGGUGAUGUUAUUGUUACCGGUAAGAAUAGGAUUAAUGUAUUGUGCAAUGUCAACGAGUCAAAGUCAGAAAGCUUGAAAGCUACUGGCGAUUCACUGAAUGCCCUUUUCUUUAGAAUGCAAACCUUAAAGAGGGUCCUUCCAGACAUUUGCAUCAAAGGGUUGCCAAACAUUUUCCGUGCCGUGAUUAACAUCAAAGAUGACGGUAAGAAGGAGUUGCUUGUUGAAGGAUAUGGCUUGAAAGAUGUCAUGAAUACUGAGGGUAUUGUGGGUACUAAAACCACCACGAAUCAUGUUUUGGAGGUGAAUGAAAUUUUGGGAAUCGAAGCUGCCAGAGGAUCAAUCAUUAGAGAAAUUGACUACACAAUGAGUAAUCACGGUAUGAGUGUUGAUCCUCGUCAUAUCCAACUAUUGGGAGAUGUCAUGACGUACAAGGGUGAGGUGUUGGGAAUCACCAGAUUUGGGCUUAGUAAAAUGCGUGACUCGGUAUUGCAGUUGGCAUCUUUUGAGAAAACGACUGAUCACUUGUUUGACGCUGCAUUCUUUAUGAAGAAGGACAAGAUUGAAGGUGUGUCCGAAUGUAUUAUUUUAGGUCAAACCAUGAGCAUUGGUACUGGGGCAUUUAAAUUGGUCAAAUCGUCCAAUUAUGAUGACAAGGUGUUGAAAAGAAAGAGCACUUUAUUUGAAUCUUGUUGUGAGGUGGCUACUGCUGCUGCUGCUUAG